GAUGGCGGAGGUGGCGAGCUCGGUGGUGCAGGAGGUGCUCGGCGACCGGGCGCGCGACGUCGACCAGCCCAUAAUCGAUUACAUCAUCAACGUCCUCGCUGACGAGGACUUCGACUUCGGGAUCGACGGCGACGGCGCCUUCGAGGCCGUCGGCGAGCUGUCUGCAGCAAAAUUUCAGAGAAGUUUGGAAAACAUGGGCUAGUGAAACCUAAAGAAGCUGUUAGAAGUCUAGCCACACCUUUGCGGAUGUAUGAUGGGAUGGACGAGACUGAAACCCGAAAGAAACAGCCGGAGGCACUUGAUGGUCCAGUGCUCUCGGAACGUGAUAAAGCAAAGCUUGAUAGAAGAAAGAGGAAAGAGGAGCGGCAGAGACAGGCUCAAUAUCAAAUGCAUUUGGCGGAGAUGGAGGCAGUUAGAGCAGGGAUGCCUGUUGUAUGCGUAAAUCAUGGUGGAAAUGAGGGGUCAGCUGUCAGGGAUAUCCAUAUGGAGAACUUUACUGUUUCGGUUGGUGGUCGUGAUCUUAUCACAGAUGCUUCAGUGACUCUUUCAUUUGGAAGGCACUAUGGUCUUGUUGGGAGAAAUGGUACCGGUAAAACUUCUUUCCUGAGGCAUAUGGCUAUGCAUGCUAUUGAUGGUAUUCCUAAGAACUGCCAAAUACUACAUGUGGAGCAAGAAGUUGAGGGAGACGACACAACAGCCCUGCAGUGUGUCCUGAACUCUGAUAUUGAGAGAAUUCAACUCUUGGAAGAAGAAGCUCGUCUACUUUCACAACAGCUACAAAUUUGAGUUCCCAACCCCAGAUGACAGACCAGGGCCUCCAAUUAUAAGUUUCAGCGAUGCAUCAUUUGGUUAUCCAGGAGGGCCCAUCUUGUUUAAAAACUUGAAUUUUGGCAUAGACCUUGACAGUCGCAUUGCAAUGGUUGGUCCAAAUGGCAUUGGCAAGUCCACCUUACUCAAGUUAAUAUCCGGAGAACUUCAACCAACUUCUGGAACCGUGUUUCGUUCUGCAAAGGUUCGUAUGGCUGUAUUUAGCCAACACCAUGUCGAUGGGCUCGACCUAUCUUCAAAUCCCCUUCUCUAUAUGAUGCGAUGCUACCCUGGAGUACCUGAACAGAAACUUAGAGCUCAUUUGGGUUCAUUUGGUAUUACGGGAAAUCUUGCACUCCAGCCAAUGUACACUCUGUCAGGUGGUCAGAAAAGCAGGGUUGCAUUUUCAAAGAUCACCUUCAAAAAACCCCACAUUAUAUUGCUUGAUGAGCCAUCAAACCAUCUUGACUUGGAUGCUGUUGAGGCACUGAUCCAGGGUCUUGUUCUCUUCCAAGGAGGAGUGCUAAUGGUAAGCCAUGAUGAACAUCUAAUAUCCGGGAGUGUUGGCGAGCUGUGGGUCGUAUCAGAGGGCAAGGUCACACCGUUUUCAGGGACAUUCCUGGAUUACAAGAACAUGCUGAAGUCUGGAAAUUGAUCAGAUCUAUUCCCUAGCUCAAACAUGCAUGCACAGCACAAACACACCAAUAUCACAGCACAUUUGUCGGUAUUCUAUCAAAAUUUGUAGCAUAUUCAUGUCAGUGCAAUUUUGUAGAAUAUUUUGAAAUGCAAUGCAGGUAUGACCUAUUUUUAUCCCA
Messenger RNA from Elaeis guineensis (African oil palm), 1622 nucleotides. The record is from RefSeq and is a predicted model, not a curated record. NCBI's taxonomy places the organism in Eukaryota, Viridiplantae, Streptophyta, Magnoliopsida, Arecales, Arecaceae.